AUGAGUGUAGUCUUGGACCGCGGCGCCUUCCUAUCGCAGGACCGUGACUACAACCAUGCCACAGAUGGCGAGUACAAGAGGCUGAGAGACCUGGCAGACCAGGCGUUCAAAAAGCGCGCUGAGCUGUCCCAUCAGUCCCAGCAGGCGUACAAGCAGGGCGAUGGCGCGCGCGCCAAGGAGCUCAGCGAGCAGGCCAAGCGACAGCUGGAGGCCGCGGAGCGUUACAACAUGCAGGCCGCGGAGUACGUGUUCACGUCGAACAACGCUGACAGCGGGUCGGAUGAAAUUGAUCUGCACGGUCUGUACGUCAAGGAGGCCCAGUGGAUCAUGAAAAAGCGGAUUGCGGCAGGCGUGCAGAGCGGAGAACCCCGCCUGCGCGUGAUCGUCGGCAAGGGCUUGCAUUCUGCAAACGGUGUUGCCAAAAUCAGACCCGCCGUGGAGGAACUGUGCUCGGAGGCGGGCCUGCGAUCGUAUGUGGACUCCAAGAAUGCAGGCGUGCUGAUAGUGGACCUGGAAAACGCCAAUGUGCCUGCCUCCUGGGACACCACUCCAUACAGCGGCCAGUUGCAGCCCAGCAAGCCACCUGCGGCGCACACUGGCGGCCAGCCGCAGGCGGGCUACCAGGCACCAGCACAGCCGCAGUACCAGCAGCAGCCGGCAGCAGGCCAGGCGCCCGGACAGGGCGCCCAAAACGGCCCGGAGAACCCCCUGGUUGCGGCUCUGCUCACUUUCUUCUGCCAGACUAUCUGCAAGCUCAAGUAA
Messenger RNA from Eremothecium gossypii ATCC 10895, 762 nucleotides. Its product is annotated as Smr domain-containing protein. The record is from RefSeq and is marked provisional. The transcript has a single exon. Lineage: Eukaryota; Fungi; Ascomycota; Saccharomycetes; Saccharomycetales; Saccharomycetaceae. Bases 1 to 762 code for a protein of 253 amino acids.